Molecule: messenger RNA, 1527 nt
Organism: Aspergillus fischeri NRRL 181
Lineage: Eukaryota; Fungi; Ascomycota; Eurotiomycetes; Eurotiales; Aspergillaceae
Gene: hexA
Product: putative Woronin body protein HexA
Exons: 3
Coding region: 1-1527 (508 amino acids)
Biological process (GO): positive regulation of translational termination; positive regulation of translational elongation
Molecular function (GO): RNA binding; ribosome binding; translation elongation factor activity
Source: RefSeq, a predicted model, not a curated record
AUGGGGGAAGUUUCCUGGGUGUACUCCGUAGAAAGUAAGGUGUUUGUUAUGAUUAGAGACAGUUGCGCGCAAGUCUUUUCUUGUCUCGCCUUUCGAGUUGUUUCGCAACAGUUCGAAAGGGAUUCGAGAAGAGACGCCCAAAGGACAGCCAAUCUGGACUUUGACGCCCGCGUCCCCAUCCCCUUCAGUGUCUUCCCGUCGUCGUACCGGAGUGACGCUGUUCCUGAGACUACUCUGACUAGAGUAGAGGGAGAAGUCAAUCUCGAUCGUACUUCGCACGUCGAACGGGAAGAUACUCGAACCUCUGCUCCUCUUCCCGGCCCUCGUGUCUACGGAAGAGAAGAAGUCGAUAUCCAUAUCACCAAGGACCGUCUCCGCGCACCUUCUCGCAAGGGUGACGAUUUCCAGGUCAUCUACCACAAGGAUUCUCGCGUUCCUGAGGUAGAACUUUCGCGUGAACGAUACCGUGAACCCACUUCUCGCUACGAACCUUUACCUCCCAAGCCUGUCUACGACCGAGCCCUUGAGUCCCAGCUUGACAUCACUGAGCGAGAGUAUCGUCGCCGUACCGACCCUACUUACGACGUCAACGUUUCGUACGGUCGUCACCAAGCUCCCGUAGACUCUUACCAAGCCUACCAGCCCCAACAGACUUCCGACGUCUCUCUCCAGCGGUCCAAGACCGAGAUCGACGUCUCGUACGACAAGGCCUACGCUCCUAAGCCUCUCGAAACACGCAAAGGAGACUCCUUCAGCCGCAGCGAGCUUACUGUAGAGUCUGUUCCUUCUCGUCCUUCCUCCGUCGCUUCGAUCUCUCAAGUCAAGGUCCUCAAGCCUUACACCGCUAUCGACCAACCCCCUGCUCGCAAGAUGGGUUACUACGACGACGACGGUAACUACCACUCCUUCCGCCGUGGCGUGGAGCGUGCUGUCGACCGCAUCACGCAUCCAUUCCACCACCACCAUCAUCACCACGAUCGUGAGGAAGUAGUCAUCGCUGACGAACGUGGCCCAGUUCGUUACCGUGAUGGCGUCCGUGAGGAUGUUCGCAUCGUCGAGCCCCGUGCCAGCAAGACCACUGCAGAAUCCGUCCCCAUCCCCUGCCACUUCAUCCGUAUCGGCGACAUCCUGAUUCUUCAGGGUCGCCCCUGCCAGGUGAUCCGGAUCUCCGUCUCCCCCCAGACCGGCCAGCACCGCUACUUGGGUGUCGACCUCUUCACCCGUCAGCUGCAGGAGGAGUCCAGCUUCGUCUCCAACCCCUCCCCCUCGGUUGUCGUUCAGACCAUGCUCGGUCCCGUCUACAAGACCUACCGCAUUCUGGACCUCCACGAGGAUGGCACCCUCACCGCCAUGACCGAGACCGGUGAUGUCAAGCAGGCCCUCCCCGUCGUCACCCAGGGUCAGCUUUUCCGCAAGAUUCGCGAGGCUUUCUCUGAGGGCCGCGGUAGCGUCCGUGCUCUGGUCAUCAACGAUGGUGGUCGUGAGCUCGUCGUUGACUACAAGGUCAUCCACGGUUCCCGUCUGUAA